Motacilla alba alba is the source of this 3416-nucleotide messenger RNA. RefSeq lists its product as uncharacterized. Bases 1530 to 2447 code for a protein of 305 amino acids. The transcript has 2 exons. NCBI's taxonomy places the organism in Eukaryota, Metazoa, Chordata, Aves, Passeriformes, Motacillidae. The record is from RefSeq and is a predicted model, not a curated record.
CGGCUGUCGGGGCGAGAGGAGAAGGGAAACGGAAUUAAGGAACUGCAGGCUGAGGGGGUUGUUCAGCCCCGGCGGGGCUCGGGCAGGUGAGCCGGGCUGCCCGGGGCGUCAGGCAGCCCCUGACGGUGCGAGCGAGGGGCGGAUCCGCUCCCUCGGCGCGGGGAGGUUUAAUGUGUCUUCUUGGGAGCGAUUGCAGCGGGGAGAGAGAGAAAGAUGCCGUAAUGAAAACAUUCCAUCAUCGACUGGGGCCAUUAACCUGCUUCGCUCGGCUUAAACAGCUCGCGGGGUGCGCCGGGGCUGGUUCCCAGCGGCAGGGCCCGGCUCCGGUUACCGCCACCUGUCCCAGCGCCGACACCCGAGCCGGGGUGAAGGUGACCGGGGGCAGCCGCAGCCCGGAGCACGGCGGCACCAAGGGGAGCGCGUCCUGACCCCCGGACUGGGGACAAAGUGCGGCCGUGCGUUGCAGGCAGGGGGGUGCCGUCCUGGUUUGUGCGAGUUUUGGAGAUGCUGGAGGAGUCCUUGGGCUCGUUCCAGCUCCUCCCUCGCCGGCAGUUAUUUUUACCCUCUCUCAGGUAAAGCUUUGGCGGGGGCGAGGGACGGGGGAUGCUAUAAUUAGCCGUGACAUCAGCCCCCGUGGCGGGUGCCGGGGUGAUGCCGCCACACCCGAGCGGGCGCUGGGACCGGGGAUGCUCCGCGCCCUCCUCCCCUCCCCGGUGAGAGGGGUGGGAUGGGAGGAGGAGAUGGGUUUUUCCUGCCUCCAGCACCGCCUUCGGCCGCUGUCCCGGGGCGCUCCGGCCCCGCUCGCUGCUCUGCGGCUCCUCACGGGCCUGGGAAAGGAGGUUUCCCGGAGCGGGGGAGCACGGAGGCGGCGGGGGGGAAGCGGGAGCGGGAUUUGACGGCAGCAACAGCACAUUUCACAGCCUGUCACGCUUUAAUGGCAGAGGAGAUCAAAGCCGGGAUGGAGUUAUUCAUAGAGAUAAACCAAUCCCCGAGGAGGCGAGGAGAAAACAACAUUGCAAGCUCUGUUAUCCCAGGUCUCGGAGCCCCGGGGAGGCUGUCGCCGAAAGCGCCCCGGGAGAUGGACCCGCUCGGUUUUGUGACGGGCGCUGCCCAUCCCUGCCAAAGACUGGCUGAGCCGCGGCUGAGCUGCCCACGUCAUCCCGGGGAGUGCUAGGAAGGGAUGGGAUGAGGGGUGGGAUGAGGCAGCCAAAGCAGCACGUGGGGGUGGACAUUUGGGGCAGAUGGAGACCCCACGGCUGGGUUGUCCUGCUCCCACCACGCACCCGGGUGUGCGAAUCGAAAGGGAGCAAAAUGAGGUUUUCCACGUCUCUUGGCCCAGGGAUGUGCUUUGCAGCUCCCAGAGCUGCCAAGAUGGUGGUGGAGGCACCGGCAGCGCUGCCACCGCCGCUCCGGGCGGGAUGAGCCGCUCUGGGACGGCUCCAGGGCUGCGGAUUCCUCCCUGACCCUGGCGAGAGACAGAGCAGAGGCAGCCAAGCAAGGCCCACCAGCCCCAGCCGCGGGCACCGGCGAUGCCGCGGCGCUGGGUGAUGCCAGAGUCGCAUCCCUGGAUCACACGGGGUGGGAAACGAGAAGCCGAAGGUGCCUUUUUCACGCCGCAUCCCAUGGCUGCUUCUGGUGGCGGGGUCCGGAACUCCAGGUGCCUGUGCCAUUCCAGCCCCGUGUUCCCGGCUGCAGACUCAGCACCUGCAGCACAGGACUUUAAUAAAAAGCACUUUAUGGAGAGUAAUGUGCUAAGUGGACUUCAUUAUAGAGCCAGGGCCUCCCUGGAUCCCGUUGUUCCAUAUGAUUUCAUAUCAGAUGAGCCUUAUCUCCUCUCCAAACGCUUCCAUUUAAACUCUAUUAAUCUUUCAAAGCUUUCCUGGGCAAGCUCUUCCCAGCCAGCCCUGCCGGGUGCCGGUGCUGCUGCCCCGGGCACUGAGGGCCACGCUGGCCCGGGGUUUUGGGGGCUCGGCCGGGACCCCCCCGCAGCUCCGUGUGCAGUCCAGCGUGUCCCUGGAGCCUCGGCUGUGAUCCGCCGUGACGGCUCUGCAUCCUCCUCCUCAGGAUCUGUUUACGCUAUAAUUGAACCUGUUUGUACUGCUGAGAGCUUGGCGGUGACUUCCCCGCUGGCAGUGUCCCUCUGUGCCGUGCAGGGGUCACCAGGGCUCUGCCAGGACGUGGAAGGCGCUGCCGAGGUGUCGCUAAUUCCAGGAUUAUUCCCGCCGACCCUUAUCCCAACGCUUUCCCGUGUUUCCUGCCGGUCGCGAGUCACCCGUAAGCAGGUGGUGAUUUUUUCUGACAUCCUUCACCGUGGCUCAGCCAGUUCGUGCAGGCAGAUUCAAGCCGGCGGUUUUAUUGGAGGGGGGAAAGCCCACGGUGCUCCGGUCUGGUUUCCUUGCUGCGCUCGCUCGCUCCGGCUCCGCACGGAUCACGCUUUUCAAAUCUAAUCUAAUCCAAGCAGAGCAGUCACACAGCCCUGGCAUGUGGUGGCUCUGGAAGGGUCUCCCUGUCCCUGCCAGGAGAGCAGGGGUUUAAAAUCCCUGAUAAAUCACAGAGUGGGUGGGAACACCCUGCCCCAGCUCCCUCCUUGGGCUGAGAGCCUGGAUGCAAACACACCAAACACUCCAUACAGAAAAAAACCCUCCAAAAAUAAAUAAUCGGUUAUAAUAUCCAAGUGUCAGGGCUGUAUAAAUAAAUAAGAGCCAGUGAGGAGCUCCUUGAACCCUGGCUGGAGCAGGAAUUGCAGCUCUGCCUCGGGAGCCCCGGCCAAGCUCCACAGGCAAUAAACACAGGUGGCUCUAAACAGCCAGAGAUAUUAAACUGAGGCAAAAAGGCCACGAGACAGUUAAUUACUUGGUCUCCCUGUGGAGAUCUGUGGCUCCAGAGGCUCAGGGGAUCUCCCCCUCCAGCGUGGCUUCUCCCCACUUGAUAUCGGGGAGAGAGGGAAAAUGGCACCAGGAGGUUCCUGGGCAGGUCCUUUGGAAUCCUCAGAGAGCACCUCGCUAUUGCCCAGCCUGGGGCUGGUGCCAACACCAAAGGGGGGCUGAGGGGAACAGCCUGGAACCCCUCGUCUGCUGGUGCUGUCCAGGGCUGUGCUUCCAGCCUUGGAUCCCUUGGGACGCACGUGCCCUGUCCUCAGCCGUGAAAUCCUCACCUCCACUGCGGUCGGAUACCACUCGAAAGCCUCUUCAUCUCCUCCAGCAGCCACAGAUGCCAUUACAGCUUAUUAAUGAUCAUUAAUAAUUCAUUUGUUAAUGAGUCUUUAUGUGCAAAGGCAUUGCAAGAGGAACAGGAUUGGCCAGAGGUGAAGCUGAGAUGCUCUGAGCUCUUGGCACGACACCUCUGGGCGUGCGCGGUGCCUCCAGCUGUGUGUGACACCUCCGGGUGUGCAAAGGGCUUUGGGGUGUGACACCUCC